AUGUCGGUGUUACCUCCAAUUAUGCUGAUGCCAUCAGUUGAUCCUGAAGUCAUACAUAUGCAGAAAGAGCUGUUGAUGCGACAGCUUCGGCUUCAGCGGAUGCAGGAAAAAGUUUUGCAAGCACAGUUCAAUUCAGUUCGGCUACCAAUAGCAAGGUACGAGGAAAUCGAUCCGGAUGGAGAACGAGUUCAACUGCUUGGCGAGAAGAAGAUGAUGACUUUAUCGGAGAGACCGUAG
Molecule: messenger RNA, 237 nt
Organism: Ostertagia ostertagi
Lineage: Eukaryota; Metazoa; Nematoda; Chromadorea; Rhabditida; Trichostrongylidae
Source: the annotation of a GenBank genome assembly